AUGGGGAACCUGAUCUGGCACCAGUAUGCGCACUACGUUGCGAUCACUUCGAGUGUCUACGCCGUUUGGUCGGCUUACUGGGGCCUGUUCUACCGCAAGUUCUUCUGGGACUUUGUUGCAGGCACGCUGCGUGACCCUGGAGGAUACCAACCGGCACCUUCUGCCCUUCCUUUUGUGGCUGUCAUUGUCAAGCUUCCGGUCGUUCAGAUCCUCGCUAUGAUCGUUGGUAUCUUCGGAAUACUGUUGGAGUAUCCCUUGCCGCUGUUCAAAUCGAGCCCGCUGGGUCGCAAUCUUGUCGUCCGAGUCGUUGUGCUCCUGGUACAGACAUUCUUCUGUAUCCUCUACUAUCAGGGUGUCAAUGCAGCACUGUACGGCUUUAUCGCGGCCAUGUGCUACGUCCGUGCUAUCAUGCUUGGUGAAACGAUGGAGGAGGCGAAAUCCAAUAGAGGAAAAGGCGGACGGGCCUGA
This is a messenger RNA of Punctularia strigosozonata HHB-11173 SS5, 468 nucleotides long. RefSeq lists its product as uncharacterized. Bases 1 to 468 code for a protein of 155 amino acids. NCBI's taxonomy places the organism in Eukaryota, Fungi, Basidiomycota, Agaricomycetes, Corticiales, Punctulariaceae. The transcript has 4 exons. The record is from RefSeq and is a predicted model, not a curated record.